Messenger RNA from Pelmatolapia mariae (spotted tilapia), 1845 nucleotides. Its product is annotated as chromaffin granule amine transporter. Lineage: Eukaryota; Metazoa; Chordata; Actinopteri; Cichliformes; Cichlidae. Gene Ontology annotation, molecular function: serotonin:sodium:chloride symporter activity; xenobiotic transmembrane transporter activity. The coding region runs from base 96 to 1748 and encodes 550 amino acids. The record is from RefSeq and is a predicted model, not a curated record. Gene Ontology annotation, biological process: transmembrane transport; aminergic neurotransmitter loading into synaptic vesicle; xenobiotic transport. Gene Ontology annotation, cellular component: synaptic vesicle membrane; terminal bouton. The transcript is spliced from 17 exons.
UCCUCCUCUUGUCCUCUGAUCUCUCCUCCCCUCAGGUUGGGUAUAUAUCUGAUCGAUCAGCAGCUGAAGAGAAAACCAGCGUCCAGCAGGCAGACAUGGCGUGGCUCCAUCAGAGUCGAGGCUCACCCAGACUCGUCCUGGUGGUGGUUUGUGUCGCUCUGCUGCUCGACAAUAUGCUGCUCACUGUGGUCGUACCGAUCAUCCCAACAUUCCUCUACGCCAUCGAGCAUCCGAGUCCGGAGCCACAGACCGCCCAGCCCUCUCUGCUCCCUCUGCCCGGCCUUGGUGCAUCACGUCUGGGCACUGCACCCUCACAGCCCCCCUCCUCCGCCUUCAGCCUCCAGACCUCCAGACGGACCUCCCAGCGCCUCCACCUGCCUCGGCCCAGUACCAGUGCACCGGUCCAGGUUACAGGGCCGACCCUAUCGGCUCUGGUGUCCCUGUUUGAUAACUCGACCUUCAGCCUGACUGACGUGAGCGCCGGCACCGAACCGGCGGACCGGACCUCAGUGACCGCGGAUGUGCAGGGCAACGAGACCGAAGGCUCUUCCUGUCUUCAGGACAGUUUGUUUCUGGAAGAAGAAAAUGUUCGAGUUGGUUUGUUGUUUGCUUCUAAAGCUAUCAUCCAGCUGCUCGUCAACCCCUUCGUUGGUCCACUGACUAACAGGAUCGGGUAUCACAUCCCCAUGUUUGCUGGUUUCAUCAUCAUGUUUGUGUCAACCAUCAUGUUUGCCUUCUCAGGGACGUACGCUCUGCUGUUCGUCGCUCGCUCUCUGCAGGGGAUCGGCUCGUCCUUCUCCUCAGUGGCAGGUCUGGGCAUGCUGGCCAGCGUGUACACGGACGAUGAGGAGAGAGGCAUCGCGAUGGGCGUGGCGCUGGGAGGACUGGCUAUGGGAGUCCUGAUCGGAGCGCCUUUCGGCAGCGUGAUGUAUGACUUUGUGGGGAAGAGCGCCCCCUUCCUGAUCCUGGCCUUCCUGGCUGUGUUCGAUGGAGCGUUGCAGUUGUGCAUCCUGCAGCCUUCAAAGAUCUCUCCUGGGAGUGUGGAGGGAACGCCGUUACUGACCCUGCUGAAGGAUCCGUACAUCCUCGUCAGUGCAGGGUCUCUGUGCUUCGCCAACAUGGGCGUGGCCAUCCUGGAGCCCACUCUGCCCAUCUGGAUGAUGCAGACGAUGUGCUCCCCAAAAUGGCAGCUGGGUAUUGCCUUCCUCCCUGCCAGCGUGUCCUACCUGAUAGGAACAAACCUGUUUGGAGUUCUCGCCAAUAAGAUGGGACGGUGGCUGUGCUCCAUGCUAGGGAUGUUUAUCGUUGGCAUCAGUCUGCUGUGUGUUCCCUUUGCCACCAGUAUCUACGGCCUGAUUGGACCAAACGGUGGUCUGGGAUUUGCGAUAGGUAUGGUGGACUCCUCCAUGAUGGCCAUUAUGGGCUACCUGGUUGAUAUCCGCCACGCCUCCGUCUACGGCAGCGUCUACGCCAUCGCUGACGUGGCGCUGUGCAUGGGCUUCGCUAUAGGGCCAUCCACAGGGGGCGCUCUGGUGCAGGCUGUGGGCUUUCCCUGUCUCAUGGUGUUCAUCGGGGUCAUCAACAUCCUUUACGCGCCGCUCUGCUUCCUGUUACGUAACCCUGCUGUCCGAGAGGAGAAAAUGGCGAUCAUUGAUCAGGAGUGUGUGAUGCACAGGAAAAGCUACAACACAGAGAGCCGUGAGUUUCCUCUGAGCGACUACAGUGAGGAGGAGGAGACGGAGGAGUGACGCGCACAAGCUCGCCAAAACGUCCACAUCGUUAUACGCCACCUUCGUGUCACCUUUGCACUUCGCGAUCAUCAUUUAGUUUUGGUGGUGGUGGUGG